Amblyraja radiata (thorny skate) is the source of this 3819-nucleotide messenger RNA. RefSeq names its product ras-GEF domain-containing family member 1C-like. Gene Ontology annotation, molecular function: guanyl-nucleotide exchange factor activity. Lineage: Eukaryota; Metazoa; Chordata; Chondrichthyes; Rajiformes; Rajidae. The transcript is spliced from 16 exons. Gene Ontology annotation, biological process: Ras protein signal transduction. The coding region runs from base 595 to 2013 and encodes 472 amino acids. The record is from RefSeq and is a predicted model, not a curated record. Gene Ontology annotation, cellular component: plasma membrane.
GAGAUCUGGCUUCUGCUCGCACAGCUCAGCUGUCUCCUGGAGGUGUGUUUGCUCUUCCGCAUAUUUGAGCCGCUUCUACUCCCAUUAUUGUAGUAGUAGUAGUAGUAGUAAGCCAUUUUCAGUGAGCCGUUGCUGGAGAGAGCGAGGGUGUAAUUGACCUGAUGGAUGGGCAACAACAAGGUGAAGAAUUUGUACACAAGCGUCCACCUUCCACACUCAGCGUCCGGGGAGCGUUGUAGGUGAAAGCAUUCCUGGAGUAUUCUGUCCACGCCAGACAAAUCCGCGGGGUCUGUUGAUUACAGCUUUAUAAGCUUGAAGGGUGACUGUGUGCAGUCAGCGGGUAAUCAUAUCCAAAGGGAAGAAGGAUCAGUGUUACACAGUGCAGGGAUCACCACCCUGCUCUCUCAUCAAGCAUUGCUCCUCCCUGUGAAAGGAAGGUUGGGACCAUCUCUUCAAACCAGCAACUCCAGCGAUGGUGCCAAUUCCAGCAGCGUAAAUGUCCAAACCUUUACAGAUGGAGGCAUUCAACAGUUAUGGCUGCCUGUAGCGUGGAUAGCGAGGGUUCAACUCCUGCCUGCCUUCAAAUAGGAAGGCAUGCCGCAAACAGUGACCUCUGCAAGUAUGUUUAAUACCAGUGGCUUUAGCCAUCAGCUUCACCCAACCAAAGAAGAUGAACAUGGAAUGUUAAUAUUUCAGGAUGGUAACCUCAUAUCUGCAUCUUUAGAGGCUUUGAUCGAGCAUCUCAUCCCUACAGUUGAUUACUAUCCUGAAAAAGCAUAUAUAUUUACGUUUCUACUAAGUUCAAGAUUAUUCAUCGAACCCAAGGAGCUUUUAUCAAAGGUUUGUCGCAUGUGCAUAGAGCAGCAGAGUCUGGACGAGCCAGAACUUGACAAGGUAAGAAUUAGAAAAUUUGGACCUAAGAUAAUGCAGCUGCUGACAGAAUGGACAGAAACUUUCCCUUCUGAUUUUCGAGAUGAGAGAAUGAUUGGACAUCUGAAGGACAUGAUCAGGAGGAUAGCUUCCUGUGAUGAGAGUUAUUGGAAAACAAUGAAUCAGCUUUUGCAAACCCUAAACCAAAAAUUGGCAACUCUAAACAAAGGUGAAGAAAAUACAGUCAAGGUUAAUGCGAGCAUGAAUGAUAAAUUAGUUGUUAUCAAGACAAAACCUCCAUCGAUUCAAAGAGAUAUAAUAAGUAUCUGCAAUGACCCUUACACACUGGCACAACAGCUAACUCGUAUUGAACUGGAACGAUUAAGUCUUAUUGGGCCUGAAGAGUUUGUGCAAGCAUUUGUACAUAAAGAUGCUUUAGAAGACACAAAGUCUUGCUUCAGCGAGCAAAAGAAAACAGAAAAUCUCGAAGCUUAUGUUAAAUGGUUCAACAGACUCUGCUAUUUGGUGGCUACUGAAAUAUGCAUGCCUGCUAAGAAGAAACACAGAGCACAAGUAAUAGAAUUUUUUAUCGAUGUUGCUCGAGAGUGCUUCAAUAUUGGCAACUUCAAUUCCUUGAUGGCAAUUAUAUCUGGUAUGAACAUGAGUCCUGUUUCACGGUUAAAGAAGACAUGGGGCAAAGUUAAAACGGCUAAAUUCUUCAUUCUUGAGCAUCAAAUGGACCCCACAGGCAACUUCUACAACUACAGGACAGCACUUCGUGGGGCAGCUCAUAGGUCACUGACCGCACACAGCAACCAGGAAAGGAUUGUUGUUCCAUUUUUCAGCCUGCUGAUCAAAGAUAUUUACUUCUUAAAUGAGGGUUGUGCAAACCGUCUUCCCAAUGGACAUGUCAAUUUUGAGAAAUUUUUAGAACUGGCCAAACAAGUAGGAGAAUUUAUGAUGUGGAAGCAGGUGACAUGUCCAUUUGAAGUCGAUCAAAAUAUGAUCCAUUAUCUUCACACUGCUCCUGUCUUCUCCGAGGAUGGUUUAUAUUUAGCAUCAUAUGAAAGUGAAAGUCCAGAAAAUCAAGUUGAAAAGGAAAGAUGGAAAGCUUUAAGAUCAUCCCUCUUGGGAAAAACAUGAUUAGAUGGAAGAAGAAAGACUCAAUGCUUCCGGUAGUAUCGCUUGCACUAUUGACUUUGUGGACCAGCAAAGACCUGGAUUUUCUUAUGAACUUUGAUGAGCAGGAUUCAUCAAUGAAAGUUAAACUGACACAGAGAGAAAAAUGAUUCCUUCCCCCAUUGCAAUUCUUUGAACAAACGCAGUAUUUAAGUUGUGCAGGUGCUAUAAAGGGAAAACUGAAUAAUAUUGAAAUUACAGAAGAAACUGAAAACAUAAAUCUUUUUGUCUCAAUAAAUUACUGUGUCAGGAUUUUUUUUUUAAUAAUGUGGGCACUGGAUUGCUCAUGUUUUCAACUCUACUUGAAUUGGGUUUGAAUAUAUGAGCUGUGUUCAAGAAGCAGUGGAUUCACUAUGCUCUUUAUCUCAACUGGAACAGAACACUUCCAUCUGAGGGAGGACUCUACUAGACUGAUAUUCAGUUGUGUACAGUACUUGGUAACUCUACAGUGUUGUCAUGUUUAACUCAGUGCGUACCAGACCUGGUCACAUGCAUGCAUUUAAAAUGUCUCAUUAAAGUUUGAAUUAUUGUCAUUUUUAACUUGCUUGUUUAGCAAAUUGAAACAAUUCACCACUAAUGCUGAUAAAUCAAUAAAGGCAUACAUAAUGUAUAUAUAAAUCUCAUCAAGCACUGUGCUGUUUCAGUUGUGAAAAAACUUUGGAUUCCAAAAUAUAAUUUCAGUUAAGCCAAAUGCACAUUGCAAUCACUGUUUAAUAUAACAUUUGAAGCUGGAAUAUAUAAUAGGUAAUGGAGACUUAAACUGAGUGCAAUUACAUAAUGUCUGUAACAUCUCCAUAAAUGUAUUAUAAUUUCUUGGACUUAAAUGGGACAGAAGCAUGCUGUUUCCAGCAAUGUGGUGAUAUUUUUUAAUAAAAUUAUGAUUUUCACAUAGAAUAAAAUUCUGCUUAGGGCUGUUAACAGUCAACUGAACAAACAUAUUGAUAAGGAAUAUUACAAAAACUAAGUCUGCUGUGUAUGAUUAUACCACAGAAAUAAUUACAUUUCUGGGAAUCAAAGACAUUCAAAUACCCGUUAUAGUGUAAAUGUAUAAAAAUGGCAUCCGAUCAAAGUAACAAAUAGAAAGGUUUUUUUGUACAUUCAUGUAAAUGGAAUCAUAAUAUUGUCAUACAUAUUACUGAAAUGUACAUACAUGUUCUGAUCUUCUUUGCCUUGCAUCUAAUUGCAAGUAAUUGUUUAACAAACAGUUUAUUUAAUAAAUUGUUUGUCAAUUACUUUAUCCUUUUAAUAAUUAAACUAGAAUUAUCAAGAUCACCCAAAUCAAUGCAGCUCAUAUAUACCACCUUCGGACGAGUGGUAAAUAUGGCCAUUGUUCUGGCUAUUAUUGAACACACAGUAUCAUGUCUGUAACUGAAUCUUAAUGUGCACAGUUCACCAUUUUGUGCUGGAUCAUACUUGCCAUUCUGAUAUUUCAUUACAAUAUUUCACUUGAAAAUCAGUUGUCAAAUACAGUAAACAGCCUAAAAUAGCAUGCUUCCAUCCACGGUUUUGUAUUCUUUAUUUGCUUUAAAAAAAAAUAAAGUUGCAGCGGUGGUAAUUAAAAUGUAUUUGUUUUAAACUGCUUUAUGAGAUUAAUAAUUGAAAUAUUGUUUAUAAUCGGGCUAAUUUAUCUGUGCAUAGAAUGUAUAUAUAUAUGUAAUUUAUACUGUGUUCUAACAGUUUGGCUGAAUGGUUAUCAAUUUCUAAUUUUUGUACCCAUGUGAAUGUUUUAAAUUCUUCUAAUAAAUUAAGGGAGCCAUUAUAAUCAUGAAA